Messenger RNA from Amoebophrya sp. A25, 1739 nucleotides. The record is from the annotation of a GenBank genome assembly. Lineage: Eukaryota; Dinophyceae; Syndiniales; Amoebophryaceae.
UCAAGUUGUGUCUUCCAUCUUCACCGAUAUCUGUACCGUGGAUCCCGAUCCCGGCUUGCUUUUCUACUAAACCAGAAUCGAUAAGUGCUUCGAAAAUAACUCUUCUAGAGUCGUUUGGGUUUCGAUUAUACCUGAGAAGAAUCAACUUCACUUGUCGUCUUCUACUUUUUACUCUAGCCUCUAGGUUUAGCUCUUGAGAUAUUCAGUAGCCAGCCCGAACAUAAGUCUGAUAAAGAAAUGUUCUUGAACAAAGAAAUUGCAGACUAACUAUCGUCGACUAAAUUUCUUGACAAUAGAUACUUAAGUACAUGGAUCUUGUUCCUCCUCUGCCUCAUCUUACACUUAAACUUCCUCCACUGUAGUUUCAAAAUGCAGUUUCAGACUCCCGCCACUCCUGCGUCAAGCAGCACUUCGACGUCUGCCGCUACAUCAGGAGCAAGUGCGCUGCGACAGGCAAUUUUGGCAGGGGGUCAUAUGCGCAAGCAUCCUGUCGGGAAUUGCAUGCGGACUGCUCCUGUUGACUAUGUUGUUGCGAACCUGAAUGGCCUAGAUUUCAAGAUUGGAAACAACGAUGUCGGGAUCUGGCUUCUCUCACUGAAGGAACUUCGUGCUAAUCUCGCAAGCCACCGUAAAAAAUUAGAGCGUCUCGGAGUUGUCAUGUCCUCCUCCAGAAGAUCCGGUGCAGGAACAUCAUCUUCAGCGUCAUCGUUGGAUGUUGCUUCUAAAAAGGUGGGAACAGUAACGCGCCUCCCGCCAGCUGGUGCAGCAACUGCAGCGGCGACACCAUCAGCUCCGGUGAAGCGUUUAAUGGUACUGCUGCUGUUCGACGAUCCCUUGUGCGUGGGUCGGUCACUCGAAGCCUUAUUACAGGAUUUCACGAUGGAGGUUAUCUUUUCGGACUUCAGUCUCUACUGUGCGCGAUCACCGCUUGAGGCGGCAUUGGCGAUUGAAGAUCUUUUCUCGGUGCACAGAAAGCCACGCAGCUUCCUACGAGGAUACCGACAAGCAGCAGCUGGAAAUGGAAGGGCUGCUAUCUUAGGUAAGAGUGGGAAGCAAACUGAGACGGAGACCAACAGAGAGAAAUCCAACUCCAGAAACCGUAUCCAGGGAAAUGAGCCGAAUUUUGCUCAUGGGAAUCAACAUGUGACACCGUCUGCAUCUUCAGCUGCUGUGUCAACUUCGAUGAGUGGCGGAGGUGGUACUAUGCCGACACAAUCGAUUGGAACCACUAGUACCGGUAAUGCUGCUGCAAGAAUACCAGUUAUACAACAUCACCAAGACUCAGGAUCAUCAAGUACGACCAUACUUUCUCCUGGGUCUGCUGGUCCUACGGCACCUGUACCAGGCGCUGACGACGACCAGGAGGAAAAUGAAGAAGCAUUUUUUUGCCGAGAAACUGCAUUGGGUAUUUUGAUGCAGUGCAGAGAUGUGUCCCGUAUGGAUGCAGAAACGGUUCUGGAUCACUUCAAGAGUCUGGCAAACGUCGUUCAAGCCCCACAGGCCGAUUUGUUGCGAGUUCCAAAUUGGACAGAUAGAAAGGUUCGGAAUUUCUACGAACUUUUUCAUUCUCAGAUUUUCGCGUUUUAGCUGUUCAAAAUUAUGACGUUCUUCUAUAUCAGAUGAUUGGAGAGCGAGAGGACUUGCAUUUGCACGUCGAUCGACCUUCCAGUAGCGGGCUCAGGCUGUCUUGCCGAGUAGUACGAUAUGUUGAUGUUUCGAAAAUUAUAUUUGCAAUUAGC